Molecule: messenger RNA, 3048 nt
Organism: Struthio camelus australis
Lineage: Eukaryota; Metazoa; Chordata; Aves; Struthioniformes; Struthionidae
Source: RefSeq, a predicted model, not a curated record
AUUUUUGUAGCUACUGAAACAGAGUUAAUUUCUGGUGGAUCUGAUAAACAACUUAUUCUUUGGGAAUGGAAUGGAACGGGAACAUGGAAUAAUCAGCUUGUGAAGAGCAUUCCUCUCCAAGGCCAUACUGAAGCUGUUUGUGCUGUGGAUGCUGUCUACUGGUCAGAUGAAUCUGAUUUAAAUCUGCUAGUAGCUUCUGCAGCUUCUGAUUUUACUGUGAGAAUCUGGUUCCGGCAAGGUUCAGAAGUUAAAUGCAUUCAGAUUUUGCAGUUUGGAAAUGGAUUUGUUAUGGAUGUUUGCUUAUCCUUCUUGCCUGGCAGCAAUGUACCAAUAUUGGCUUGUGGUGGUGACAACUGCAAGAUAAAUCUGUUUAUACAGCAGGAUGGUCAGUUUCAGAAAACAUUAAUACUCUCUGGCCAUGAAGAUUGGAUAAGAAGCAUUGAGUGGGCAGUCUGUGGUGAGGAUCUCUUCUUAGCAAGUUGUGCUCAGGAUUGUUUGAUAAGAAUUUGGAAAGUGUGUACAAAAUCGAAGCAAUUUGCAGAAACUGAAGAUGAUUCCAUAAGACUGAAAGAGAAUGCAUUUACUGUUAAAGAUACUGUUACAACAUAUGCAAUUACCUUGGAGUCCGUGUUGGCUGGUCAUGAAAACUGGGUGUAUGCAGUUCACUGGCAACCUCCAUUUUUCAAAGAUGGCAGCAUGCAACAACCAAUGAGAAUAUUGUCUGCAUCAAUGGACAAAACUGUGAUCCUUUGGGCACCUGAUGAGCAAUCUGGAGUCUGGCUAGAACAGGUGCGAGUAGGUGAAGUGGGUGGCAACACACUUGGAUUUUUUGACUGCCAGUUUAGCCCAGAUGGUUCAAUGAUUGUUGCUCAUGCUUUUCAUGGAGCGCUACACCUUUGGAAACAGGCUGCAGUUAAUAAGAAAGAAUGGAAUCCAGAAGUUGUGAUUUCAGGACAUUUUAAUAGUGUAGAGGAUGUACAGUGGGAUCCAGAAGGAGAAUUUAUUAUAAGUGUUGGUUGUGAUCAAACUACUAGACUCUUCGCUCCCUGGAAAAGAAAGCACGAGACACAGGUAACCUGGCAUGAAAUUGCAAGGCCUCAAGUACAUGGGUAUGACAUGCGUUGUCUGGCAAUGAUUGGCCGAUUUCAGUUUGUAUCUGGAGCAGAUGAAAAAGUGCUUCGAGUUUUUCGUGCUCCCAAGAAUUUUGUAGAAAAUUUCAGUAAUAUCUCUGAUAUUCCGAUAGAGAAGUUACACUACCAUCACUCAUCUGACCUCCCAGAAGGUGCAACUGUGCCAGCUUUGGGUUUGUCCAAUAAAGCUGUCUUUGAAGGAGAUAUGGCUAUUCAACCGGCUGAGGAUGAAGAAACAUUUAACACCAUUUCUAGUCAAUAUCCUGAGUUUUAUUUUCAACCCUUGAUCCUUACAGAACCUCCUCCAGAGGAUCACUUGCUGCAGAAUACCUUGUGGCCUGAAAUUCAGAAGCUAUAUGGACAUGGAUAUGAAAUUUUUUGUGUUGCCUGCAAUAAUUCAAACACUGUAAUUGCCUCAGCAUGUAAGGCUUCCAAAAAAGAACAUGCAGCAAUUAUUUUGUGGAGCACUACUUCUUGGAAGAAACUGCAGAGUUUAUCUUUUCACAAUCUGACUGUUACUCAGCUGGCAUUUUCUCCCGAUGACAAACUUUUACUAGCCGUUUCUAGAGACAGGAAUUGGUCACUGUGGAAGAAACUACACUCAGAGUCAGAACCAGUUUUCUGUUGCUGUGCAUACACAGACAAAAAUACAGCUGUUCACAGUCGAAUCAUUUGGUCUUGUGAUUGGACACCAGAUAGCAAGUAUUUUAUUACUGGCAGUCGGGACAAAAAGGUCAUUAUUUGGGGCCAGUGUGACUUAUCUGGUACUACUGAAUGGAAUAUGUUGGAUUCAGUCAAGCCUUGUUCAACAGUGCUGGAUGCUGGCGAUUCUGUUAUGGCAGUUAGUAUCAGCCAUGUGCUUACUCCCGAUGGAAGAUACAUCAUUGCAGUAGGCUUAGAGUGUGGAAAGAUUAACUUGCAUACAUGGAAGCGGAGUGGGCAGGAACCAGCAUUAGCUGAUUGGACCAAGUGUGUUGAGAUGGAUAACAGCCAAAGUCAUGCUCUUGCUGUGAAGCGUCUAUGCUGGAGACGACAUGAGGGCAGAGCUGGACAUAAUGAUCAGGACAGCAGCAAGUGGUUGCAGCUUGCAAGUUGUGGAGCUGAUCACUGCAUUAAGAUAUUCAGUGUCAACAGAUUUGCUCUUUAGCAAAGACAGCAGGCCUGUCUGAGCAGCAUGAAUUCACACCGUUUUAUUUCAGCUGUUUAACUGUUCUGAUUUUUAAAUUUUCUGCUUCCUCUUGUAUGAAGUAAAACAUCUGAUAUAUAACUUAUUAAAGCAACUUUUGUGGUAGUUUGAAAUGUCAAAUACUUUUCUAAUUCUGCAGGAAUUCUUCCAGGAAAUAUGAAGUAUUUUGUAUGUUUUGGUUGAUGAAUAUCCUGGAACUCAGUAAUGUGUGAGGGGAGGUACUAAAUACUUCCACUGUGUAGGAGAAAGCUAAUGAGACAGUUUUGUUCACUGUGACUCCAGGGGAUUUUUUCUGUGUUUGGGAUUACAAUAUGGAAGUAAAAGACAAUCAAUAGUAAGAAGACUAACUCCAUUUUUACUAAUUGCCGUCUUAAGACGGAAAAAGAAAGUACUCCUGAACUUUGUACAAACUCUUCAAAUCCUGCCUGGCUCACCAGGAAUUCAAACAGGUUAGAACUGGUUAGAAGUUUAGAAUUAGUUAGUUAGAAUUCCGUUUUCUUUUGUUCUUUACCUUGGAUAUAUAGCCAAUCACGAGAGUGCUAGAUAGUAGCUAUACCAGCUGAAGAAAUGUAGAUAAGCCAUUUACUUAUGCUAAUUGGGGAAGCCUCUGCCUGAUCUGUGCAUCAAACAUGCUUCCCCUGCAGCUACCUGUGUGUGUGUGUGAGAAUAAAGGCUUUCUCUGAACUACGUUACUACAAGUAGAGAUUUUCUAUGACAACAAGCAGAGCAUUG